GCGCUGGUCGGCCCGAGCGGCUCCGGCAAGAGCACGAUCGUCGCGCUGCUGCAGCGCUUCUAUGACCCUCAGGCGGGCGCCGUCCUGCUCGACGGCCGUGACAUCCGCACGCUCAAUCUGCGCUGGCUCCGCUCGCAGCUCGGGCUGGUGGGGCAGGAGCCGAUCCUCUUCCAGGGCAGCGUAGCGGAAAACAUCCGGUACGGCAAGCAGGGGGCGUCGCAGGAGGAGGUGGAGGAGGCGGCGCGGCAGGCGAACGCGCACGGCUUCAUCACAGCCGAUCUCAGCGAGGGCUACGACACGCAGGUAGGACAGAGCGGCUCCAAGCUUUCCGGGGGACAGAAGCAGCGGGUGGCCAUCGCGCGAGCGAUUAUUAAGCAGCCGGCGGUGUUGCUGCUCGACGAGGCGACGUCGGCGCUCGACAACAAGAGCGAGAAGGUGGUGCAGGCGGCGCUCGAUCACGUCAUGCAGGCGCUGCAUACCACGAGCGUCGUCAUCGCGCAUCGCCUUUCGACCAUCCGCGGCGCCGACAAGAUUGCCGUCAUCUGCAAAGGCGCCGUGGUCGAGCAAGGCACCUACGAUGAGCUCCUGGCGAUUGGCGAGGGCGGCCUUUUCCACGGUCUGGCCGCUAAGCAGGAGAAGGACAGCGGAGAGGACAGGCUGGUCGAGGCGUCGCUUUCCACCUCGAGGCGUCCUGCUCGGCCGACGAGGAAAAAAGCCCUCGACGCCGCCGGCGAGGCGGGCGCGGCGCAAACGCACACCACGGCGACGGAUGCACAGCCGUCGGCAGAAGAUGAAGCAGCGGGCGUGCUCGAGGCCAAGGAGAGGCCGGCGAGCGCCGUGAAGCGCCUGAUCAGCCUCUACUCGCGCCGCAACAAGAUGAGGCUCGCUUUUGGGUUCGUCGCAUCCGCACUGUGCGGGUGUGCUGCCGGGUUUAUGGGGGCUGUGCUCACGCACGCGACCUUCCCCUUCCGCGACGAGUACGACCCCGACGCCCUCGAGUCGAUAGUCGUGUUUUGGGGCGUGCUCGCCAUAAGCCUCGGCGCAUUCAUUCACAUUUUCGAGACGCUGUACAAGACCCAGUUCGCGGUUUCGGGGGAGGCCUUAACCAGACGCCUGCGCGUGCUGACGUUGCAAAAGCUGCUGCGUCAGGACAUGGGCUAUUUUGAUGAGGACAGCAAUUCGGUUGGUGCGCUCACCGCCUUCCUCGCAUCCCGCGUUUCUCUGGUGCAGGGCGUCGUGCAGGAUAACCUGCAGGGCCUCAUCGUGCUGAUUGCCACCCUUUUCACUGCAGUCGGCGUUUCGGUGUCGGACCUUGGCGAGUGGCGCGUACUUCUCAUUUUUAUCGGCGGCUACUUGCCGUUCAUCGUCUUUCUCGUCGUCGGGCAGGUGAUCACCGGGUCGCAGGAGGAGCGGCACAAGGCGCAGGGCGCCGAUGGCGACGAGAGCGAGGGAUCGCGCACCGCAGGUGCUCUCGUGGGCGAGGUGGUUGGCGCAAUCAAGACCGUCGCGUCCUUCAACGCCGAGGAGCGAGUGCUGGAGAGAUACUCUGCAGCCGUCGCCGAGGAGCGCCGGCGCGUGACGGGCUGGCGCAUGUACGUCGGCAGUAUGUGCAUGGCGAUUGGCCAGGCUGGCGCCGUUGCGAUAUUUGGGGUUGUGCUAUACUACGCCUUUUGGGUCAUCGAGAACAACGCUGAGAGCCUCUUCACGGGCAAUGACAGCUGCCCCAUCCCGUCGAUCGACAUUGGCAGGAUGUUUGUGCCGAUGUUCUCCAUCGUCGGCUUCCUUCUCGCCAUCGGCUCGAACGCCGCGGUCGCCAUAGACGCCAAGGCGGGCAAGGACGCGGCAACGCAGCUGUUUGCACGCAUUGAGCGCGUCUCACUCCGCGAUCCUUCUUCGCCAGACGGCGAGCGGUUGGACGAGGUUCGCGGUGCGAUUGAGGUGCGCGACGUGCGCUUCGCGUACCCGACUCGGCCAGACUUGUGGGUGUGCCGCGGCUACUCCCUGCAGAUCGCGGCGGGCACGUCGUGUGCGCUGGUCGGCCCGAGCGGCUCCGGCAAGAGCACGAUCGUCGCGCUGCUGCAGCGCUUCUAUGACCCUCAGGCGGGCGCCGUCCUGCUCGACGGCCGUGACAUCCGCACGCUCAAUCUGCGCUGGCUCCGCUCGCAGCUCGGGCUGGUGGGGCAGGAGCCGAUCCUCUUCCAGGGCAGCGUAGCGGAAAACAUCCGGUACGGCAAGCAGGGGGCGUCGCAGGAGGAGGUGGAGGAGGCGGCGCGGCAGGCGAACGCGCACGGCUUCAUCACAGCCGAUCUCAGCGAGGGCUACGACACGCAGGUGGGACUGCGGGGAGGGCACCUCUCGGGCGGUCAGAAGCAGCGGGUGGCCAUCGCGCGAGCGAUUGUGCGCAAACCGGCCAUCAUGCUGCUCGACGAGGCGACGUCGGCGCUUGACAAUGAGAGCGAGAAGGUGGUGCAGGCGGCACUGGACGCAUUGACGGCCCGCAGUGCGGAGGGACUGCGCCAGACGACGAUCACCAUCGCGCAUCGCCUUUCGACCAUCCGC
Molecule: messenger RNA, 2559 nt
Organism: Emiliania huxleyi CCMP1516
Lineage: Eukaryota; Haptophyta; Isochrysidales; Noelaerhabdaceae
Product: putative ABC transporter
Exons: 2
Biological process (GO): transmembrane transport
Cellular component (GO): membrane
Molecular function (GO): ATP hydrolysis activity; ABC-type transporter activity; ATP binding
Source: RefSeq, a predicted model, not a curated record